AUGUGCGAACCACCAACAUGGAUGUUGCGAGACUUCGUGAUCCAACACAUCUCUGAUUUGCCGCAUUCGGAGAACAUCAGGACUGCUAUGGAACUGGCAUACCAACAUCCAAACUUGAAGGAAUUCAACAAGGCUCCAACGCUGAAAUUUUAUUCAGACUAUCCUAACUAUUCUGUAAAGUCAUUAUACCAGACACCAGACCAGAUACCAGACACCAGAACCAGAUACCAGAUACGAGAUCCAGAUACCAGAUACCAGAUACCAGACACCAGACACCAGACACCAGAUACCAGAUACCAGACACCAGACACCAGAUACCAGAUACCAGACAUCAGAUACCAGACACCAGAUACCAGAUACAGAUACCAAUACCAGAUACCAGAUACCAGACCAGACACCAGAUACCAGAUACCAAACACCAGAUCAGAUACCAGAUACCAGAUACCAGAUACCAGCCACCAGAUACCAGAUACCAGACACCAGAACCAGAUACCAGAUAGAGAUAACAGAUACCAAAUACCAGAUACCAGACACCAGAUACCAGACACAGAUACCAGACACCAUACCAGACACCAGAUACCAGAUCAGAUACCAGACACCAGAUACCAGAUACCAACACCAGAUACCAGAUACCAGAUACCAGAUACCAGAUACCAGAUACCAGAUACCAGACCAGACACCAGAUACCAGACACCAGACACCAGAUACCAGACACCAGAACCAGUACCAGAUAAAGAGAUACAGAUACCAAUACCAGACACCAGACACCAGAUACCAGAUACCAGACACCAGACACCAGAUACCAGAUACCAGACAUCAGAUACCAGAACCAAACCAGAUACAGAUACAGAUACCAGAUACCAGAUACCAGACACCAGAUACCAGAUACCAGACACCAGAUACCAGAUCCAGAUACCAGAUCAAAGAUGCCAAAGGAUAAAAAAUGAUUAG
This is a messenger RNA of Acanthoscelides obtectus, 951 nucleotides long. The record is from the annotation of a GenBank genome assembly. Lineage: Eukaryota; Metazoa; Arthropoda; Insecta; Coleoptera; Chrysomelidae.